This is a messenger RNA of Diospyros lotus (date-plum), 2157 nucleotides long. Its product is annotated as serine/threonine-protein kinase PEPKR2-like. The coding region runs from base 587 to 1990 and encodes 467 amino acids. The record is from RefSeq and is a predicted model, not a curated record. Gene Ontology annotation, cellular component: nucleus; cytoplasm. Gene Ontology annotation, molecular function: ATP binding; calmodulin binding; calcium/calmodulin-dependent protein kinase activity. Gene Ontology annotation, biological process: intracellular signal transduction; protein autophosphorylation; peptidyl-serine phosphorylation. NCBI's taxonomy places the organism in Eukaryota, Viridiplantae, Streptophyta, Magnoliopsida, Ericales, Ebenaceae. The transcript has 5 exons.
CAGAACGUUAGGGCAAGGGGUUGGCGUUACGCAAAGGCGCGCGAGCGUACAGUGGGAGUUGUGAAAUCACGUGGCACACUCUGUCUGUCUGUGGAAUGAAUGACCCAAGGUGCUUUUUGGCCAUAUAAAAUAAAAUAAACGGAAGGAAAUAGCAACACUGGAAGUACCCUCGUUUACUCCGGUUUCCACAUUGACUCUCUUCUACCUCUGUAUUUCCUUCUCUAUGAAGACUAUCGUUGUGGAAGGGAGCAAAUUAUUCGUGUUUAAGACCCCCGAAUCCAUGGCUCCAAUAGGUCGCAAGAAGAAGAACAAGAGGGCUUUCGUGUUUCAAAGUAUACAAUCGAUACUGAACCUUCCAGUGCAUUGGCUUGUGGUGUAGCUUAGUUUCGGGAAUUGAUGAUAAGUACUGUUUCGAUUUGGGGAUUUAGGGGAGAAUUAUGUUCCGGGGAAGUGUAGCUUUUUUGCUGAUCUGAUCUUCUGUUGAUAUAGUUUUGGUGCAAUCUUGCUGAUUUUUAGUAAGAGUAGUAUUUUGUCGGACUGGUUAUGUUUUUUGAGAUUUUGUUAUACUUUCAAUUGGCUCUGCUACAUGGAGUUCUUGGGGAAGAAGAGGAAGGGAGCUGAUAUUCUACCAAGUUGUAGGGAAACCACUAUGCCGUUAACAGUGAUUUGGUCCUAUUUCUCAUUGGAAGAUUGCUCGAGGCAGAAAAAGAAAUGCAAAGAAGAAACUGUUUUUGAAUCAGUUGGUUCUCAUAAGCUUGUAGUUAAUGGAGUUGUUACAGCCCCUCCUUGUGGAGGCAUGUCUUCUGACACAGUGGCAAGGGGUCUAAAGAGGAAAAUUGGGUGUAUUGAUGCAGCUACUCAACUGGGUAGGAAGAAGAAGAUUGAAGAGGAUUAUUAUCUGGGUGCAGUUAUUGGGCAAGGGAAAUUUGGGUCAGUGGUCUUGUGUCAGAGUAAAGCAAGUGGAGAAGAGUUUGCUUGCAAGACAUUGUGCAAGGGGGAAGAGAUUGUGCACCGAGAGGUGGAGAUAAUGCAGCACCUUUCUGGCCAUCCAGGUAUAGUCACACUGAAAUCUGUAUAUGAGGAUGCUGAAUCUUUCUACCUUGUCAUGGAGCUUUGCCCUGGUGGACGCUUGCUGGAUCACAUGGCUAGGGAGAUCUGGUAUUCUGAGCAGGCAGCUGCUAAGAUAAUCAAGGAAUUGAUGUUAAUUAUUAAAUAUUGUCAUGACAUGGGUGUGGUUCACAGGGAUAUAAAGCCAGAGAAUAUCCUCCUUACAACUUCUGGAAGAAUCAAGCUUGCAGACUUUGGUUUGGCUGUGAGAGUUUCAAAUGGUCAAAGCUUAUCAGGCGUGGUAGGAAGUCCCGCCUAUGUAGCGCCAGAAGUUCUGGUUGGAAAUUAUUCAGAAAAAGUAGAUAUCUGGGCUGCUGGUGUCCUGCUCCAUGCACUUCUGGUUGGUAAGCUUCCAUUUCAAGGUGAUUCUUUGGAAGCUGUGUUUGAGGCUAUCAAGAAAGUGAACCUUGAUUUUAACACUGGAACAUGGGAAUCAGUAUCCCAGCCUGCUCGUGAUCUGAUUGCUCAUCUGCUAACAAGGGAUCUUUCAGCUAGAUUCACUGCUGAGGAAGUACUAAGUCAUCCCUGGAUUUUGUUCUACACAGAGCCCACAUUGAAGACGCUAACAUCCAUGCCAAAAAUGAAAAACCAUGUAAGAUUGACCUCACGACAACUGACUUCUAUAGCUGGGGUAGGGUCCGAGAGAAACAAGACAGUAACCAACAUCUGUCUCAAUGAUGACUCUAGGCUAACCUUCCCAUCUGAUAACUCGACAAAGAUGACUGAAGAUGAAGAUGAAGAUUUUGUUGAUGUCCUUGCCAUGGCAAUUUCGCGCGUGAGAAUUUCUGAGCCAAAGAGAAGUCGGGUAUGCUGCCCUGCUAAUCCAAUCCAACAGGAGUGUUCGUCUAACAUGACUGUUAACAACCUCUGUACAGCAUUUUAACUCUGCAGUAUAAUCUGUUGGAUGACUGAAGCUAGCAUUGAGCCAAUGCUGCCAUUAUUAUCUAUAAUCUCAAGGGUAUAGCCUGAGAAUGUUAAAAAGUGCUCUAGUGGUGGCUGUUCAGCGCAGUAUGACCUAACCAUUAUAUGUAUACUUGUUGGUUCCGUGAA